This is a messenger RNA of Mesorhabditis spiculigera, 285 nucleotides long. The record is from the annotation of a GenBank genome assembly. Lineage: Eukaryota; Metazoa; Nematoda; Chromadorea; Rhabditida; Rhabditidae.
AUGGCAUGCCAAGAGAAAAGAAAAGACCAAAAAUGUGGCCAGCACUUCCGCUACAACGCCGCGUAUUGCGGAUUCGAUGCAAUGAGUCAUGAAGGUCUACGAUUCAUCGGUGUAGUAAAGCGGCACGCUGUAAAUCCCGAAAAAUUUCGACGCGCUGCUCAAGACCCGUGGCAGGCAAAAAGUGCUAAACUACGGACGAAAAUACGGCCUGGAGCAUCACCGCGGCAUUUAACGAAUGAAGAGAUUGAGGUCAUAAAGAUUGAGGAUGUCGCUUUGCUGCUGCGC